AUGUCUCCUAAUAUUUUCCUUCUAUUUUUAUUUUUUAAUUUAUUCAUAUUAUUUGAACAAAUUAACUGUGAGUGCAUUAAGGAAGCUUAUAACUUUUGUACCGGCAAAAAUAAAUGCUGUCCUGGCCUAACUUGUGCAAAUAACGCAGCAGGCACUUCAUUUUGUAUCAAACAAAAAUGUAUUAAAAAAGAUGCUGAAUGCGAUGUAGGGAAAAACCAAUUUUGCUGCCCUGGACUAUUUUGUUCUUUUGAUCAACGGUGUGAAACGUGUUUGCAGGAUGGUGAAUAUUGCGGCCUGGGUAUUUAUAAUUUUAAAUGUUGUAAAAAUAACUGUGGAAAAAUAAGUGGAAUUUGCGGAAAGCCUUGAAUUAAAUAAACGAAAAUUAAUUUUAAAAAAUGCUA
This is a messenger RNA of Meloidogyne enterolobii, 401 nucleotides long. The record is from the annotation of a GenBank genome assembly. NCBI's taxonomy places the organism in Eukaryota, Metazoa, Nematoda, Chromadorea, Rhabditida, Meloidogynidae.